This is a messenger RNA of Aphidius gifuensis, 1560 nucleotides long. Its product is annotated as cyclin-dependent kinase-like 1. Gene Ontology annotation, biological process: protein phosphorylation. The transcript has 6 exons. Lineage: Eukaryota; Metazoa; Arthropoda; Insecta; Hymenoptera; Braconidae. Gene Ontology annotation, cellular component: nucleus. The record is from RefSeq and is a predicted model, not a curated record. Bases 298 to 1476 code for a protein of 392 amino acids. Gene Ontology annotation, molecular function: ATP binding; cyclin-dependent protein serine/threonine kinase activity.
ACUGUGUAUUCAAGACAGGUGAAAAAAUUCAUCAUAUUGUGUCGAAGCACUGUCGUUUUAUUUUCAUCAAUAUAAUAAUUAUUUUUUUUUUUUUGUUAAACUUUAAAAAAAAUAUAAAAAGAUAAUCAAUAUUGUGUAAGAAAAAAAAAAAAAUAAUAGUGAUUAUGUUAAUAAAAUAUUUAACUAAAGAAACAAUGACACUAAAUAAUUUAUUUGAUAAAAAAUUUAUAACAGUGAAUAUUGAACAAUUAUCAAAAUCAAUAAAUAAAAUUAUAAAAUUUGAAUAAAAUAAGGCUCAUGGACAAAUGGUUACAAGAUAGAAAGCUCUGGCUAUUUGGCAACACACUGCCACUACUGCCACGAAGCAAAUCUCGUGCACCGAGUAAAACAAUGGAAAGAUAUGAACGUCUUGGUCGUCUUGGUGAAGGAAGUUAUGGAAUUGUAUUUCAAUGCAGAGAUCGUCAAACUGGUAGAAUUGUUGCUGUCAAAAAAUUUCAACAAACUGAAGAUGAUCCUUUAAUUCGUAAAAUUGCAUUACGAGAAAUUCGUUUACUAAAGAAUUUAAAACAUCCAAAUUUAAUAAAUUUAUUAGAAGUAUUUAGAAGAAAACGUAAAUUACAUUUAGUAUUUGAAUAUUGUGAGCAUACAUUAUUAAAUGAAAUGGAUAAAUAUCCAAAUGGUUGUCCAGAAUUAAUGAUCAAAGAAUUAACAUGGCAAAUACUUCAGGGUGUUGCAUAUUGUCACAGACUUGGAUGUGUACAUCGUGAUGUUAAACCAGAAAAUAUAUUAAUAACAUCUGAUGGUGUUGUUAAGCUAUGUGAUUUUGGAUUUGCUAGAAUGUUGAGCCCCGGUGAAAAUUAUACAGAGUACGUUGCAACAAGAUGGUACAGAGCACCAGAAUUAUUGGUUGGUGAUACACAGUAUGAUACUUUGGUUGAUGUUUGGGCAAUUGGUUGUGUAUUCGCUGAAUUGAUCCGUGGUGAAGCACUUUGGCCAGGAAAAUCAGAUGUUGAUCAACUUUAUUUAAUCAGAAGAACACUCGGUGAUUUAUUACCAAGACACAUGGCUAUUUUUCAACAAAAUGAAUUUUUUUCUGGUGUUACUUUACCAACACCACAGUCAUUGACACCAUUGGAAACACUUUUACCAAUAACACCAAAUACACCUGCUCAUAUUGAUUUUUUGAAAAAAUGUCUUGAUAAGGAUCCAAAUCAAAGAUGGACUUGUGAUCAAUUACUUCAACAUGGAUAUUUUGAAAAUUUUAAUUUUCAAAUGCCAGAAGGUGAAAUGGAAGAAUUUGAGAAAUUACAAAAAAAAUAUAGAGAACGUUCUAGGAAUUCAACGUACAAUCAAAUGGUACUACCCCAAUUGACUUCCAAGGGUGGUGGUCAACAUGAAAGUCGUCCAAGAAGCUCAUCACUUCAUCAUCAAAAUCAAGACUUUGAUCAUUUACCAACAAUAAGAGGUUGCAAUUAAAUUUUAGACAAUUAUUGUCAUUGUAAAAUAUCAAAUUAAAAGUUUAAUUAAUAAAUAAAACAUAUAUAUAAUAUAAAGAAAGAA